AUGGCUCCUAAACAACCAUCCGGAUGGCAAAAACGUCAAAAGAGGAAACGACAAGAUGAAUUAGUGAAGUCACAAAAGGGUGCUAUGCAAAAAUUUUUGACGCCUAUUCCGCCUAUUGUUGAUGUGGAAAAACCACAAGAGCAUGUUGAAGUAGAACGGGAACACGAUGAAGUAGAACAAGAGCAAGAUCGUGUGGAAGUAGAAGACGAAGAACAUGUUGAAAAGCAACAAGAACAAGAACAUGUUGAAGAGCAACAACAAGAAGAGCAUGUUGAUUAUAUAUUUGAUCCAAGAAGGUGGGAAGGACUAAAUGCGGAUGAGAUUAAACUAUUGGUCGCGAAAGGUCCUAAAAGAGAUACUAGUAUUGAAUUUGGUCCAUAUGAUAAAUUUAAUAGACGAUUUUCAUCCACUAUUUAUACAAGAACAUUAUCAAACUUGGAGAAGUGUGAUAGAGAAUGGCUAGUAUAUUCGAAAGACCUAGAUAAGAUGUUUUGUUUUUGUUGCAAAGUGUUUAGAAAUGGGGCGCCAAAAGGUAGAUUGGGAGGUGUAGGUUUUGAUGAUUGGCACCAUGCUACCGGUAGAGUGAGAGAACAUGAAGUUUCUUUAGAUCAUCUCAUAAAUAUGAAAAAGUGGUUUGAUUUGCGUAAAAGAUUGAAAUCGGACAACACAAUUGAUAAAUUUCAAUAUGAGCAAUUCAAGAAGGAAGCAGAUUAUUGGAAACAAGUCCUUUUUAGAAUCAUUGCGCUAAUCAAAUUUCUUGCUAAGCAUAAUUUAGCAUUUCGUGGAAAUAAAGAAAAGUUGUAUGAAAAAGGUAAUGGAAAUUUCUUGGGUCUAGUUGAGAUGUUGGAAGAGUUUGAUCUGGUUAUCAAAGAGCAUGUUCGGCGGAUCACUAGUGACGACAUUCAUGUGCAUUAUCUUGGACACAAGAUCCAAAAUGAGAUAAUACUUAUGCUUGCUGAUGAAAUUAAAAAAGAACUUAUUAAGAACAUAAAAGAAGCAAAGUACUACUCAAUCAUACUGGAUUGUACCCCCGAUUCUAGUCACAAAGAACAGAUGACUAUAAUAGUGAGGUAUGUAAAGUUCUCAUCUAAUUCUGUUAUUGUUGAGGAGUCAUUUUUGGGGUUUUUAAAUGCUAAUGAUACCACUGGGAAGGGACUAUUUGAUGUAACUUAUGCGGAGUUACAAAAUCUUGGUCUUGAAAUUGAUGACAUGCGUGGCCAAGGAUAUGACAAUGGGGCAAAUAUGAAAGGCUCACAUCAAGGAGUCCAAACGAGAUUUUUAAAAGAAAAUCCAAGAGCAUUUUACACUCCUUGUGGUAGCCAUUCACUUAACCUUACAUUAUGUGAUAUGGCUUAUAGUUGUGUUAAAGGAAAGAGUUUUUUUGGACACAUCCAACGGAUUUAUACUAUUUUUGCAAAUUCUAUCAAUCGUUGGCAAAUUUUGAAAGAUAAUGUGAAAAACUGGAGUCUAAAGUCAUUGUCUCAAACUCGUUGGGAAAGUCGUUUUGAGAGUGUUAAGGCAAUCAAAUUGCAACUUGAUGAUGUGCGGGAAGCUUUGCUUGAAGUUGGAGAGACAGAUAGUGAUGCUGCAAUUGCAGAGGAAGCAUUAGCUUUAGCAGAAAAUCAACUUAGUGGAUUUGAUUUUUUGGUAUCAAUUGUUAUUUGGUAUGAAGUGUUAAACCGGGUGAAUAUUGUGAGCAAAAAAUUACAAGCAAAGGAUAUGCAUCUUGAAAUUGCUAUUCAAGAAAUAAACAAUUUGAUUGAGUACUUUAAGGAUUAUAGAGAAACCGGUUUUCUUAAAGCGAUUGAAGAAGCUACGGAGAUUGCUAGUGAUAUGGAAAUUGAUCCCAUAUUUAAAGAAAAACGUAAGAUUAAAAGGAAAAAAAGAAAAGAUGAGACUUCUAGUAGCGAAGAAGUUGCAUUUACAGUAGAAGAAAAUUUCAGAGUAAACUUUUUCUUAUAUAUUGUAGAUCAAGCCAUUGCUUCUUUAGAGAAAAGAUUUGAACAAUUUAAAUGGUACGAGGGUUUAUUUGGUUUUUUGUUUCCACGUACGUUGAGGAUUAUUAAAGAUGAAGAUCUUAAGUCGUCUUGUCAUCGUCUUGAAAAUGCACUCAGGUUUAAAGAAAAAUCGGAUAUUGAUGGCGAGGCACUUUAUACAGAGCUUAAUUUAUUUCGUGACUCACUAACCAAUAAAUUUAGCAGUCCUGUAGAUGUUUUGGAGUAUAUGAAAGAAGACGGUUAUUCCCCAGAAGCAUGCAUUGCAUAUAGAAUAUUGUUGACUAUUCCAGUCACUGUGGCAUCUGCAGAAAGAAGUUUUUCGAAGUUGAAGUUAUUGAAAUCUUACCUACGAUCUUCAAUGUCCCAAGAAAGACUUAGUGGGUUGGCGAUGAUUGCUAUCGAGAACGAAGUCUUAGAUGAUAUAAACUGUGAAGAGUUGAUUCACCAAUUUGCUAUCAAGAAUGCAAGGAGGGCUUCACGAAUCAUUGGUUAG
This is a messenger RNA of Helianthus annuus (common sunflower), 2490 nucleotides long. Its product is annotated as zinc finger MYM-type protein 1-like. NCBI's taxonomy places the organism in Eukaryota, Viridiplantae, Streptophyta, Magnoliopsida, Asterales, Asteraceae. Gene Ontology annotation, molecular function: protein dimerization activity. The coding region runs from base 1 to 2490 and encodes 829 amino acids. The record is from RefSeq and is a predicted model, not a curated record. The transcript is spliced from 2 exons.